Eutrema salsugineum is the source of this 1125-nucleotide messenger RNA. Its product is annotated as putative RING-H2 finger protein ATL21A. NCBI's taxonomy places the organism in Eukaryota, Viridiplantae, Streptophyta, Magnoliopsida, Brassicales, Brassicaceae. Bases 1 to 1125 code for a protein of 374 amino acids. The transcript is spliced from 2 exons. Gene Ontology annotation, molecular function: polysaccharide binding. The record is from RefSeq and is a predicted model, not a curated record.
AUGACUUUGUCAAAACAAAUUUUCCUUUUCCUCUACCUCUUCCCUCUCUUACACGCUUCGCACCCAAAAGAAUGUUCUUCUUCCACAUGUGGUCACGAUGAUGUCCAUGUCCGUUUCCCUUUCUGGCUACUCUCGAAACAGCCUGAAUUCUGUGGCCACGCAGGAUUCGCUCUCCACUGCAAAACUACUAGUCACAAGACAGCUCUCAAGCUCCCCAAGUCCGGAGAGUUUAUUGUCCGAGAGAUCGACUAUACAAGACAGCAGAUUCGUCUCUAUGACCCUGAGAAUUGCUUGGCAAGAAAGCUUCUGAGCUUUGACGUUUCGGGAUCUCCCUUCUCUGCUCUCUACCUUGUCAACUACACGUUCUUGAGCUGUCCUAACGAGGUUGCUAAGUCUUCGUCCGGGUUUGACUCCAUCCCAUGUCUUGGGAAUUCUACGUCCUCGUUUUUGGCUACAACUAGUUUUGAUCUCGCGAAAUCUAUGCUGCCUUCUUGUCAGAUUAUCAAGACGUUAGCUCUUCCGGUUUCUCGGCCGGUUGUUGCCGAGAAAUCAAGAUUCUCGACUAAUGUCAACGAUAAGGACCUUUGGCUGAAAUGGGAUUCUCCAAGUUGUAGCGAUUGUGAAAGGGAUCAUUUGAGAUGUGGAUUCAUAACCAAUGCUUCCCUUGAAGUCAAAUGCUUCCCUUUUGAAAAAUCCGGCCAUAACAACACGGGAUUACAAGUGAUUAAAAUUAUAAGCCUGGCCAUAAUCGGACCGGUCACAAUCUUGGCCACUUGUAUUGCUAUAGGAGUUUGCACAUCCGAGAGAUUCACUUCCCGGAGACGACGAAACGUGGCUAUCGCGGCGGCUCAGACAAACGGGGUUCUAGUCACGAAUGGUCUUGACGAUUCUACAAUAGAAUCAUACAAGAAAAUGGAGUUAGGAGAGAGUAGAAGAUUACCGGGAAUUAACGAUGAUAUUAAUUGUCCCAUAUGUCUAUCGGAGUACGCGAGCAAAGAGACCGUGCGGUGCAUACCUGAAUGUGAUCAUUGCUUCCACGCUGGAUGUAUAGAUGCGUGGCUCAAGAUUCAUGGUUCGUGUCCUCUCUGUCGGAAUUCGCCUUCUCCUGCGCCUGAAGCUGUCUGA